CACAAUAAAAAAACUGAGUUGGCAAAGCUCCUCGUGAAACUCCUCCUCCCUCAAGAAAGAAACAGCAAUUUCCUUCAUCAGUUCAUCUUACUAAUCUUUGAUCUUCUCCUUUAUCACAUAGUUGUUGCUGCUAAUUUUCGUAAGCUAUAUGCAGAAUUUGCACCGACUUCGAACAAUUAAGACCUCAAUUUAUAGGUCUGCGCGCAUGCCAGAGUUGAAGAAACGAGCUUCAAAUUCAUGGUGUGCAAUUCAAGAUACCUAUUACUCAACCAAAGAUACAUUUGAGAGGCACAAGGUGGUGUUUACUGUUGGUACUUCUAUUGCAUCAGUUGCUACUGCAUGGAUUGGAUACACUUUUCGUCAUCUUCAUGAUACAAGAGUUGAUAGAAGACUUGAUUCAAUUGAACACGCGAUGAAAAGCACCUACCAAUUUGAACGAGAGGAAAUUAAAAAGAUUGUAGGUUCAGGAAGUUAUAGCACUGCAGCUUGUGCUGCCACUGCUGGGACAACUCUAGUUAUUGGGUAUACAUUGGGAUGGAGAGGUGGAAAAUGGUAUGCAAAUAGGAAAUUCAAGAGGGAACAGAUGAAGUUACUAGGACAAGUCAAACCCAGAGGAUGGAGAUUGCUUGGAGAGUUUCAGGUGACAACCAAAGAUGGUUAUAUUCUCAGCUUACAGAGAAUUCCAUCAGGCUUGACAGGUGAUGCGACUCGAGACAGCAGGUCACCAGUCCUUUUGCAGCAUGGUGUUCUAAUGGAUGGAGUUACAUGGCUCCUUAACCCUCCAGACCAAUCCUUGGCAUUCAUUUUAGCAGACAGCGGUUUUGAUGUUUGGAUUGCCAACUCUCGUGGCACCACAUAUAGCCUCGGCCACAUCACAUUGAGCUCUAAUGACUCGGCAUAUUGGGAUUGGUCAUGGGAUGAGCUUAUGGCAUAUGAUCUUCUAGCAAUAGUCCAAUAUGUAUAUGAUCAAUCUGGUGAGCAGAAGCUGCAUUAUGUCGGGCAUUCACAGGGAACAUUAAUAGCCCUGACUGCGUUUUCCCAGAAGAAGUUGUUGAACAUGGUGAGAUCAGCCGGCUUGCUUUGUCCAAUAGCUUAUCUUAGUCGAAUGACUUCCCCACUAGCUAAGAGUGCUGCUGAAAACUUCGUCACUGAAAUUCUGUACUGGUCCGGACUGCAUGAAUUUGUACCCCGUGGAGAGGCUGUAAUGAAGCUUCUAAAGGAUAUAUGCAGGAAGCAGGGAAUUGACUGCACUGAUUUUUUGACAUCUUUUACUGGUGCAAAUUGUUGCCUGAGCACAUCAACGGUUUCUACGUUUCUGAAGCAUGAACCUCAGCCAACCGCCACCAAAAACAUGAUCCAUUUUUCACAAAUGGCGAGAGACGGAACAAUAGCAAGGUAUGAUUAUCUAGACGUGACUAUGAACAUGGAACGUUACGGGCAGGCUAAGCCACCAGUAUAUGACCUGACAGACAUCCCCAACAACCUCCCGCUGUUUAUUGCUCACGGAGGAAGGGAUGAGCUUGCUGAUGUUGACGAUGUUAAAUUCCUUCUGGAUAACCUUAAAAACCAUGACAAAGACAAGCUUUACCUUCAGUUUAUAGAAGAUUACGCGCAUGCUGAUUAUGUCCUGGCUAUGAAUGCUAAGAAAUUUGUUUAUGAUCCUCUCAUUGAUUUCCUGAGGAAACAAGAUGACUCUUAACUAGAGGAGGGGAUGACAUUUGGAUUGUAUUUGAUCAUUCUAUACAUUUUGUGGUCUGCUAUAGAUGCUUUGUAUAAGAAUGGCGGCAAAAAAAAAAGCUUUAUCACAGGACAUGAUAUUGGCAUAUUGCCAAUUAUUACUUCAUCAAUUUUUAAGGAUCCCAGAGUAAGAGGAAAAACAGCAGAAUACUAUAAACA
This is a messenger RNA of Beta vulgaris subsp. vulgaris (sugar beet), 1896 nucleotides long. RefSeq names its product triacylglycerol lipase 2. Gene Ontology annotation, biological process: lipid metabolic process. Bases 149 to 1699 code for a protein of 516 amino acids. The transcript has 13 exons. The record is from RefSeq and is a predicted model, not a curated record. Lineage: Eukaryota; Viridiplantae; Streptophyta; Magnoliopsida; Caryophyllales; Amaranthaceae. Gene Ontology annotation, molecular function: hydrolase activity, acting on ester bonds.